Molecule: messenger RNA, 345 nt
Organism: Miscanthus lutarioriparius
Lineage: Eukaryota; Viridiplantae; Streptophyta; Magnoliopsida; Poales; Poaceae
Source: the annotation of a GenBank genome assembly
AUGGGCAACGCCGGGAGUGCGCCGGACCAGGCCAAGAACUCGGUGGAUGGGGCCGGCGCUGCCGACGCGGGGGCCCGCCGCGGACCGCCGUCGACUGUGCGUUUCUUUCCCGAUGCGGAGCGCCACAAGGCACGGCAGCCGCCAUCGAUAAAGCUCGAGGAGGAGGAGGGCGUCCCGCCGCCGCCCACCACCGAGGAGGAGAUGGCCCCGCGCAACCUCUGGCAGGUGUAUGCACUUGGGGCGUUCAUUGUGUUGAGAUGGGCCUGGGCUAAGUGGAAGGAGAACCAGGACAGAGAGGACUCACCAGAUGGUCGCGAUGGGGAUGCACCGGACAGAUCGACUUAA